AUGCAAGUUACCGUACCGUCAUCUGGAUCAGCUUCUGCUUCCCUAGCAAAGGACGAUAAUCGUAGCGUUCUACCCACGAAUGUCAAACCAAUUCAUUAUGACCUUAGUCUCUACCCAGACUUGGAGACAUUUGCUUAUGGUGGUAAUGUCAAUGUCUCUUUAGACGUGAUUGAGGAUUCAGACACGAUUACCCUGCACGGAAUAAAUUUACGUAUCUUAAGCGCUGCUUUGGAAUGGGGUCAUCAAACCAUUUGGACAGACAACGUUACUUACAAAGAUGAACGCAUUGUCCUUCAAUUCUCCUCCAUUGUGCCUGCUAAUUCCGUUGCAGUUUUAAAGCUUGCUUUCACUGGUGUCAUUUCCAAGGGUAUGGAAGGCUUUUAUCGUUCUAGUUAUGUCGAUGCCGAUGGAAACACCAAGUACCUUGCUACCACUCAAAUGGAACCUACUAGUGCUCGUCGCGCAUUCCCUUGUUGGGAUGAGCCUGCUUUGAAGGCAACCUUCAGCAUUGACAUAACCGCAAAGUCCAAUUAUACUAUUUUAAGUAACAUGAAUAUCUCUGAAGAAGUUAUCAAGGAUGACGUGAAAACUGCUCGUUUCGCAAAGACUUGCCGCAUGUCUACCUAUUUAUUGGCUUGGAUCGUUGCCGAACUUGAAUAUGUUGAAUGCUUUACACCUGGUAAACAUUGCCCUCGUUUACCUGUCCGUGUCUACACUACUCCUGGCUUCGCCCAGCAGGGUAAAUUUGCCGCCGAUUUAGGUGCUAAGACCAUAGAUUUUUUUUCUGGUGCCUUCAACGAAGCAUAUCCCUUGCCCAAAUGCGACAUGGUAGCUAUUCCUGACUUUGAAGCUGGUGCCAUGGAAAACUGGGGUCUCAUUACUUAUCGUCUCUCUGCCAUUUUGGUUUCUGAAGAUUCUGCUGCCACCGUCAUUCAGCGCGUUGCCGAAGUUGUCCAACACGAGCUGGCUCACCAAUGGUUCGGCAAUUUGGUCACUAUGCAGUUCUGGGAUGGCUUGUGGCUUAACGAAGGUUUUGCUACGUGGAUGUCUUGGUUCAGUUGUCACAACUUCUAUCCCGAAUGGAAGGUUUGGGAAUCAUAUGUCACCGACGAACUACAAUCCGCCCUUGCUUUGGAUGCUCUUCGUUCUAGUCAUCCCAUUGAAGUUCCUAUUAUGCACGAGUAUGAAAUUAACCAAAUUUUUGAUGCCAUUUCUUACUCCAAGGGAUCUUGCGUCAUUCGUAUGAUUAGCAAGUAUGUUGGAGAAGACGUUUUCAUUAGAGGUAUUCAAAAAUACAUUUCCAGACAUCGUUACAACAACACCGUUACCGAAGAUUUAUGGGCUGCCCUAUCUGAAGAGUCUGGUCAAGAUAUUUCUACCAUGAUGAAGUGCUGGACCAAGUUCACCGGCUAUCCCGUCAUCAGUAUCUCGGAAACCAAAGAAGGAAAACUUCGCAUUGAACAACAUCGUUUCUUAUCCACCGGUGAUGUUAGCCCUGAAGACGACAAGACGCUAUACUGGGUCCCAUUAAAGUUGAAGACUAUUAAAGAUGGAAAGCCCACGGUGGAUGAGAAGAUUGUUUUGACAGAAAGAUCUGUUGAGCUUCCCCUUUCACAAGAAUCUCAUGGUGCUUACAAACUUAAUUCAGAACAAUCUGGUAUUUAUCGAGUACAAUAUACGACCGAUCACUUAAAGAGACUUGCAAAGGUUGCCGUUGAAAAGCCCGAAUUCCUCAGCGUCGAGGACCGUGCCGGUUUGAUUGCUGAUGUUGCUUCCUUAUCCAGAGCUGGCUAUGGGCAUGUUAGCAGCACUCUCGACUUGGCCAAGACUUGGAAAGAAGAACCAAGCUUCGUUGUUUUCACAGAAAUUUUAGCUCGUCUAAAUGGUAUCAAGUCCACUCUACGCUUUGAAAAGCCCGAGAUUGUAGAUGCUUUGAAGAAGUUCAUUUUGGAGAUUUCUUCCGUCAAAGCACACAAACUCGGAUGGUCUUUCGACAGCUCUGAUGAUCACAUCAGCCGUCAAUUCAAGAGCACAGUCUUUGGUUUUGCUGGUGUCAAUGGUGACAAGAAGGUUGUCUCGGAUGCUAUCAGAAUGUUCGAAGCAUACGCUGCGGGUGACCAAAAAGCCAUCAACGACAAUCUCCGCUCUUCUGUUUUCAUUAUCGCAGUCCGUCACGGUGAGCCUAAGUGUUGGGAUCAAUUGCUGGAUAUUUACAAGAAGUCAAAUGACCCAUACGUUCGCACCAAUUGCCUUAGAGCAUUUGGCUACACUGAAAACGACGCAUACAUUGAAAAGACCCUUCAACUUGCCUUGGAUCCUAUUGUCAAAGAGCAAGAUUUGUACUUGGUAUUGUCAAGCUUGUCUAGUCAUAAGAAGGGUGUAGUCACUAUGUGGAAGUUUGCUACAACCCAUUGGGAGCAACUCUUGAAGCGACUUCCCAUUGCUGGUACCAUGCGUGGCCAUAUUGUUCGAAUCAUUACCGGCGGAUUUACUCACAAGUCGGAUAUUGACACCAUCAAAAAGUUUUUUGCCAACCAAGACAUCAAGUUGUACGAACGUGCACUUCAACAAUCUUUGGACAGCAUUUCGUCCAGCUCUAGUUUCAUUGAGAAGUCGUUGAACGACAUUACAGAAUGGCUCAAGAUUAACAAUUACGUCUAA
Molecule: messenger RNA, 2661 nt
Organism: Schizosaccharomyces osmophilus
Lineage: Eukaryota; Fungi; Ascomycota; Schizosaccharomycetes; Schizosaccharomycetales; Schizosaccharomycetaceae
Gene: ape2
Product: vacuolar aminopeptidase Ape2
Exons: 1
Coding region: 1-2661 (886 amino acids)
Biological process (GO): peptide catabolic process; proteolysis
Cellular component (GO): cytoplasm
Molecular function (GO): zinc ion binding; peptide binding; metalloaminopeptidase activity
Source: RefSeq, a predicted model, not a curated record